AUGUUUAUCUCAAUCAAGCAUUUGGCUACUGCCUCUACCAUUCUAUCUAUUGCUCAAGGAGCAGUCAUUGAAAAACGUGCUCUUUCGGGUCAAGCUACCUCUUAUGGUGGUAAUACUGCAGGAGGAGCUUGUUCAUUUUCUACCUACACUCUCCCAUCUAAUAUCUUCGGCACUGCGCUCUCCGACUCCAACUGGGCUGUUGCUGCACAAUGUGGUCGUUGUGUAUCUGUUACCGGUCCUGCCGGUAACUCGAUUACUGCUAUGAUAACCGACGAAUGUCCCGGCUGCGGAACCAACCACCUAGAUCUCUACCCAGACGCCUUCACCACCCUCGGCUCCCUCUCCACCGGCAUCCUCGACAUCACCUGGGAUUACAUCAAAUGUCCCAUAACCACACCCCUCCAACUCCAUAAUAAAGAAGGAGUCUCGGCCUACUGGUUUAGCAUGCAGGUCGUUAAUGCCGUCGAGGGAAUCUCAAAACUCGAGGUUUCGACUAAUGGGGGUACGACGUGGCAGGGGACGACGCGUACGGAUUAUAACUUUUUUGAAAAGGCGCAGGGCUUUGGGUCGUUGGUGGAUGUGAGGGUUACGGGGGUGAGUGGGAGUACGGUGGUGGUUAAGGGGGUGGCGGUUACGCCGGGGAGUGUGGUGACUGCGGGGAAGAAUUUGUGA
Messenger RNA from Sclerotinia borealis F-4128, 672 nucleotides. Lineage: Eukaryota; Fungi; Ascomycota; Leotiomycetes; Helotiales; Sclerotiniaceae. The record is from the annotation of a GenBank genome assembly.